AUCAAGGUAGACAGCGGCACAUAAGGCGGUAUAGGGACCUCCACUGUAUGUUAUGGCAGAAACGUAUUUGUCCGCCUAAGGCACCAUUCCGAACCUUAGCGUGAACCCGGCCUUGACUUUUUGACGGGAGAACUCACCAGCAACACCAUCUGUGCAGCCGGGUGACCAACCCGCCUUUUGUUUUCACCAUGCCUCCCAUGAAGCCGAUUAUCCCAAAGGACAUGAAAACCGUGACCGAUCUCCCUCUGCGCUUGCGCAAUUUUCUCGCUCGUUAUCCUCCCGAAAUUCACUCGGCAGCUAUCCGUCGCCCUGAUUAUUCCAAAUUGAGUGAAGAGCUAUCAGGGGAAAACACAUCCAACGAAGUGCCAUCGCCAUAUACACCCGAUCGUGAUGCCAAGGGCUCGGCUGGGUUGGAGAAGAAUGCCUGGACUCCUUCGAAAGCACUGCUCAUCACCAGCAAGAAGAACCCCAAUCCAUUCAUGCCGAAUUUCAGAUUCGGUAAAUGGGAAGCGCCAAGAUACGGCCUGCGGCAACAGGCUGAUCUGAUGAAAUUGGCCAUCAAAUACGGUGCCGAGGGGCUUCUCCCCCUAGCCGGAAAUCAACCGAAUACAAGGAAACACGACGGGCCGAGCGUGGGUUGGCUAUCAAGGGUACUGGUGUUGGGCAGAAGGUCAAGGGUCACAAAUGGGAGCGUACCAUGGAAUCACGGCUCGAAGACCGUCGCAAGGCGAUGGAGGGAAUGCCGGAGUUGGUCCGCUUGUGGAAGCAGAGAGGUCACGGACGUGGCUGGAAGCAAUGGCCCAAGCGGUAAAUUACAACACAACCCACCACAACCCAUGUUCUUUUCUCUUUCUUUUUUCGGUCGGUUCGUUCAAACCGGCUUUCUCAAUGCUUAUGAUCUCUUCCUGCGCCGCAUCAGCACAGAGACUUGUACGAGCCAUAGCAGGAGCUUGGGAUGGAGUUUUGUUUUUGAAGUAUACUAUCCACACCAUCUGUACAAUACAACCUACAAUCUCAUAGCCUAAUGGUAUCUGAGAGAC
Molecule: messenger RNA, 1040 nt
Organism: Penicillium canescens
Lineage: Eukaryota; Fungi; Ascomycota; Eurotiomycetes; Eurotiales; Aspergillaceae
Product: mitochondrial 54S ribosomal protein mL59
Exons: 2
Coding region: 189-1025 (278 amino acids)
Cellular component (GO): mitochondrial large ribosomal subunit
Molecular function (GO): structural constituent of ribosome
Source: RefSeq, a predicted model, not a curated record